UGUGACAUGAAAAAUUUUUAAUAUAAGGUGGCGAUUGGGGUUCCAUAAUCGGAUCGCAUAUAGGCACUCUGAGACCUCAAAAUGUACUUGGUUAUCAUUCAAAUUUUUGCUUUAGUAACCACCAAUUAACGUUGUUAUAUAAAUUUGUACGCUACCUGUUGCCGUCAUACUUCAUAAAAGACGAAUACAGAGCUUUAUUUAAACCAUUGGGCGAAGAGUUUACGUUCAGCAUGGAAGAGACCGGUUAUCUACAUAUUCAAGCAACCAAACCAGAUACUAUUGGCGCCGCGCUCUCGCAGAACCCCGUGGGCUUGGCUGCAUACAUUCUAGAGAAGUUCUCUACUUGGACCAAUCCUGAAAACAGAAAACUUGAAGAUGGUGGUUUAACUAAACGUUUCACGCUGGAUGAGCUUUUGGAUAACAUUAUGAUCUACUAUAUAACAAACUCGAUAACCACAUCGCAGCGUUUGUAUUCGGAAGGAUUCAAUAUGGCGCAAAUGGGCUUGAACCUGGAUGCGGUUCAUCUUAGUACGCCCACCGGUUGUGCUCGAUUUGUGUACGAUUUAGCUCAUUUAACGGAUCAGGAACUUAGCGCUAAGUUUAAGAAUAUUAUACAUAGCACAUACCACAAAGAAGGUGGCCACUUUGCAGCCAUGGAAGUACCGAUGUUACUCUAUCAAGACUUUGUAGAGUUUGCCGAAAAAGCUUUCGCCAAUAAGUUAUAGCCAAAUUUUGUAAUCUAAUCACUUGUUAGUGUGUAGAUUUUCUCUUUCCUGCACAGACUUGGAGUUUUCUGUUUGAAAUUUGUUGGGAAAAUAAAAUAAAAAUUAUAUUUUUAUAAACUAUACAAUAUAUGAGGCCAUGAGGGCCAGAGGAUCCUAUCUACAAAAAAAAAUUGUGUUUAGUAAUAUGAGAAGAUCUAUAAAAAAUAAAUGCGGUAUUGCAUGCAUUUGAAGGUG
Molecule: messenger RNA, 959 nt
Organism: Rhagoletis zephyria (snowberry fruit fly)
Lineage: Eukaryota; Metazoa; Arthropoda; Insecta; Diptera; Tephritidae
Product: juvenile hormone epoxide hydrolase 1-like
Biological process (GO): epoxide metabolic process
Molecular function (GO): epoxide hydrolase activity
Source: RefSeq, a predicted model, not a curated record